GUCCUCUUCAGUUUAAAGCUGAGCUGAUUUUUCAGGUGCUUCAUUUCUCAUCAUGAGCUAAGGUCAUGAUGUGGUUCUUCCUCCUCCUCCUCUUUCUUGCUCACCUGGGGCCGGUGAACCUACAAGGUGAACCAAAGUGGCUGAUUAUAAAGGAUGACAAAGAGCCAUGUAAGGGCCAUGUCGAAAUCUACUACAAGAAGACUUGGGGCUACGUUGGGAACAACAACUGGAACGAAAACGCUGAGAAGGUGGUGUGCAAGAGCACCCACUGUGGGACCAGGGUGAACUCCACGGGCUAUGGGCUUCGGCCCUUGGACGGCAAAGUUUGGCUUGAUGAUGUGAAGUGCAAAGGAAACGAGAAGCAACUGUGGGACUGCGGCGAGCCUGAGUGGGACAUCAGCCACCAGAGGGAUGACACUUUUAGAACCUUUGAAUGCUCCAAUAAAGUCAGUAUCAAACUGGAGCCGCAUAAAUGUGCAGGAGUUGUCAAGUACUCCAUUGAGGGAGGAACAUCGGGUUACUUCUGCCCUGGCACCUGGGGAAUCAAUGAAGCCAACCUUUUGUGUAAGAGCCUUGGCUGUGGCGACGCCGAGAAAAUCCCUGAGUAUCAGUGGUUUGGCUGGAAAAAACCCUCAAACUCUAAGUUCAUGACGAUCAAGUGUUUGGACACGAAGAAUUUAACAAACCUGUGGCAGUGUGCCGACCAGGAAUCAGACCGACAAUGCCAAAAACCUGCUUCUGUUAUAUGCAAAGGUUUUGAGAGAGUUCAGCUGGAUCAAACUGGAUCAAAUGUGUGCUCUGGGCGUCUGGUAAAAGAAGAUAAAGAUGGAAAGUGGACUCCUGUUAAGGACACGGAAACCAAACCUGAGACUUGGUGCGAACAGAUGCACUGUGGGAGGUCUAAUCAAACACAAGUCAGUGACAGUUCGACAGUGACAUGCUCAGCAGAUGUCCAAGUAGUUCUGAUGGACAAAAACACAGAGAGCACUUGCUAUGGCAGAGUUCACAUAAAGGUGAACGAUACCUAUUAUCCUGUGUGUGCCUCCAGUCCCUGGGCCGAGAAAGAAGCUCAAGUGGUGUGUACGGAGAAAAAGUGUGGGAAGAUGAUAGAAACAAAUAAGCAACAGCAGUCUCCUGUAGAUGGGAUCAUGGACUUUGUUACAUGCUCAGGCAGUGAGUCUUCACUUUGGCACUGUUGGGGCAAACGCGACAAAAAACCGUUCAGAUGUAACUCCUACGCCAACGUAGUUUGUGCAGGCAGCUUGGAUGUGAGACUGGAAGACGGGCCUGGGACAUGUGCAGGGAGGUUGGAGAUAAAACACAAGGGCCAAUGGCUAAGGGUCAAUGAUAAAACAUGGAAAUCACCCAAUUCUGACGUUGUUUGCAGACAUCUGAAUUGUGGGAAUGAGAGAAAACCAAUCAGUCCUGAUGUUAAAUACAGCAAGGGUUCUGGUGGUUUCCUGGAUGUUACUAUAACAUGUGCUGAUAAUGCCGAACACAUAUCAGAGUGUAAAGUCAUUAGCCCAAACCCAAACCAACCAACGUCCCAAAGAGAGCGAGAGGACGUCUGGAUAACUUGUGAGAAGCACAGGAUGGUCUUUCUGGAUAGCAAUAAUUCCUGUUCCGGCUUGGUGGGAAUAGAGCAGGGCACAGAAACCUCCUAUCUCUCAGGGUCAAACAAUACAUGGACCCAAAACGUGGCUGACACAGUGUGUCGGGAGAUGAGCUGUGGGGGGGUGUCCAGCAGAGAUUACACAUCUAAUGCUGAUGAGAAGAAAAAGGUUUGGGAUAAGGCCUACGACUGCUCAGCUAAUUCUUCAUCUUUGUUUAAAUGUAAUAGUACGACACCGUCAUCAGACCAUAACAGUUCUAUUGCCACUGUGACAUGCAAAGGAAACACCACUGUGACUCUGACUAAGGGCUGCUGGGGAAAUGUCAACAUCUGUACGGGUACACUCUGUGGCGGAGUGCGGAACGACACCUGGACUGAUAAAAAGUCUGAAAUGCUGUGUAAAAAUCUGAACUGUGGAAAAGCAAUGCUGAAUGCCAAAAUCUCAGUUCAAGAAAGCAAUGUGGCCUUUAAGAGCGUGCACACCACGAAGCACACGAGAAAACUCAGCCAGAGCAGCUUCAUCAAAGACGAAGAAAAGGACAUGGCCAUGAAACAAUACCCAGCUUUUGUUGUCUGCUCAAAGAGCAUUCAAACCAGGAUAAAUAAAACCAGAGACAAAUGUUGUGGGAAUGUGGAGGUUUUCUUUGAAGGUCAAUAUCUCCCAGUGUGCAAAGAUGCUCUGGAAAGUGGCAAAGCAAAGAACCUCAUCUGUGAGGAGCAGAAAUGUGGUCAGGCUGUGGCAGUGUAUGACUUCUUUGGACCUAAACCUAGCUCUGGUAGCAUUAAAACAAUCAACUGUGCUGAUAAUGUGAAGUCUUUGAGGGAAUGUGACAUCACAUCCGGCCCGCCCAGCUGCGAUCUUGCUGCUCUCCAGUGCUCUGGCUGCAGCAAGAUGGAGCUGAAAACUGGCACGGCCUGCAGUGGAGCUCUGUUUGUCCAUGUGGGAGAUGAAAGAAGAGCCGUCUCUGCAGAGGGCUGGACUGACACUGAGGCAAACAGGCUGUGCCAAGAUCUGAAAUGUGGUAAUAUGAGAGAAACAAAGGCAAUUAAACCUGUAGACAAAUCUUUCUGGAACACUAGCUUCAGUUGUGAUGCUGAGAGCAAACCAGAAAGUAUCUGGGCCUGUGAAAAAACAAAUAUCACACCCACACAGAAGGACCAGCUCUUCAUUACAUGUCAAGAUAAGCCGACGAUCAGCCUCUCAGAAAGCUGGGGGGGUGAAGUGCAGAUAGACGGUGUUGGUGUGUGUGACACAGGCUGGAACAAGGACUAUUCAGACUUAGUUCGCAAAGAAAUGAACCAUUGCAGAGCUGUUUGGACCAUUUCCAAAGCUCGUGUGCCAAAGGAGGAGUAUUACCAUGUCAAGUGUGAGAAGUACCACUUUAAACUUGGACAGUGCAGAAGAUUCAAGGCAAAAUGUGCCGGGAACUUGGUCUCCAUUUCCUGUUCUUUCAAGUUCAGCACCACAGAAAAAUGUGGAGGUCAGAUUCUGGUUAAUUAUCGGAGCAAGUGGGAAAAUGUGUGCCUCACAAAAGCUUUGGACCCUAAAUAUAUAAGUCAGCUGUGUGAGGGGUGUAGCAAGUCCAAUGGUACACAACCUACAACCAAGACAACUUUGGGUACCACAUUGGAUUGCACCAAAGGUCCAGCAAAAGUCGAGGACUGUGUUCGGCAAGAGUCUUGUGCCGGUCCUGCAGCUAUGAUCACCUGUCCCGGCAACGUGAAACCUACAGAACCGCCACCACCACCAAACGGAACCCCUGUACUACCUAUCAUCGUUGGAGUUGGGUUUCUUCUGCUGGUGGUCUUUCUGGCAAUUGUAUUUGUACGAAUCUACAUUGUCCGCAGAGCCAAGAGGGCCUCCAAUGCCAUAUCGAGAAUGUUUUCAAAGAGGGAAGAGGAGUUUGAAAGUGGCGACUAUGAGGAUGUAACCAGCAGAGCCAAUGAAAUGGAAGACUUCAGUCUAAGUGGAUUCAGACCUGAGUCCAAAUUCAUCACAGAGGGUGAAGCUCACAGCUCUUCCUCUCUCCCUUACGAUGAUGUUGAUGAAGCCAUUACUGAUGCUCGACCUCUGACCUCUAAGACCGCCUUUGCUGUUGUUUCAGGGGACAUCCCCGAGGACGCUCUUAAUCGAAGAUCAGAUGGCGUGGCCUAUGAGAAUGACGACCCCCAGGACAACUACGAUGACAUUGAAGAAAGCAUUGAGACCAAUCAGACGAGAGCCGAAGUCCAUAUCGGCCACCAUAUCACACCAGGAGACGAUCUACCCCCGCCUCCAGAACUGCUACAGGAGGAUGUCGACUACCUGGUGCCAGGUGAAGAUGGUUGAGCAGGAAUAUCAGCUAAAGUUAACUUUAUCCAGCAGAAGUUAACAACCCCUAACCCAGUCCUUUAUUACAAAAAAAAGUACUCCUAAGAGUCCAGAUAUCCUCUAGACCAGUAUAUCCCAAACUUUUUUACUGGAUAGUAAAUUGUGAUUUCUCUGUUAAUAAUGAAAAGAUCCCAGUAAAAUAUUGGCUACAAAUGAUCCCAUAUCCAUAAAUCUGAAUAUGACCAAUUACAAUUAGGAUUGUUAUUGAGUAGAAUAUUUUUUGUAACUGCUUGACUGCGCUAAAUAUUUUCGUGUGAAUGUUUAUAGAAGUGGACAUUUGUGUCCUUAAAGGCCUUAACAUUAGAAGAAUGCACUGAUACAAGAGGGUUAACCUUAACAGUAAUGUAAUUUUUACUUUUGCCAGCUAUAAAGAAACAACAGUAUUAACUCUUCACAUGAUAACUACUCCUCACAGUAGCUUUAAACAGAUGCAAUAAAAAUAGGAUAGUAGGUAGGUUCUGUUGUCUCUCAGUCAGAAGAUUGUGGGUUUUAAUCUCAGCUCCUGUAGUCACAUGCUGAUGUUUUCUUAGGUAAGACAGUUAACCCCAGUUUGCUUCCAUUGCUGUCAGUGGCGUGUAAAUGCAUAUGGAUUCAAAUUCUGAAAGCCAAUCCUCCAUAACAACCUUUACCAUCAGUGUGUGAAUGUGGUAUGAGGUGUAACCUGUGGUGUAAAAGUGCUUUGAGUGGUCAGACAUAGAAAAGUACUAUAUACAAGCUCAAGUCUAUGUAUAAUUUUAAUACAUUUUUGUACAGUUUAUUGGCAGACAUGAGCUGCGUACACAGGAAAUAUCUUAAUUUUUCUGCUUCAGUGUUAUUUAUUGUGUUCAUCUUAAUUGACCUAUCACUAAGCCCCGCCUCCUUACCGCACUCGGACAAACAAUCAGCAUUCUGCCCAAGAUAGCGUUGGCCAGAAACUGAUAUCUGAACAAUACUAAUACAUUAUAAAGAUGGUACAGUCAGCUAUCAUUAUGAAGCUGAAGCCACUUCUUUUAAGAGGAUUUUCUAAUUUUUUUGUAACAUUAUGUAGCUUAGUUUGCUGUGAGGCAGUUUUAUCCCCAAUAUUAGUGGGAAAUGAACAGGUUAUAUAACAUGUUGCUCUGCAGUAAAUAUAAGCUAACAGUGUGUUGCCUUAUCUUAGACAUGUAGACAUUAUUGUUGAUCUUCUUUAUGUUAAGUUGUGUGGUCUGCCUCAUAGCUUGAUCCAAAGGAGACCCAGCUGUGUUUAUGUGAGGUUUAGGGAAUGAGAUAAAAUGCUCUUCAUUCUGUAGUCUCUCAGGAUACCUCGUAUCAGUGCUGCCUUUAACCCAAUGCACAUUUUUUGACUGUUUCUCCGAGUUUAAAACUGUCUAAAUUUCAAUGAAAUCCCAUGAAAAACAUUUCUAAAGCAUUUCUAAGGUGGUCUAUGAGUUGGAUGUCAGAGUAGCUGUGAGAAAUGUGAUUGGCUUGUGGCCUUGGAGGGUGGGGCUUAGUGAUAGGAGAAUGUAGUUGGUAUUAAAGACAGAUAAAUUUAUGUACAUUUUUUACAAUAUUAUAGUUUUCAUCAAAAUAUUAAAUUAAAUGUCAUUUAUCAAAUACUUGUUUUUUUUCUGUACUGUUGUGAGAGCUGGGCACACAUCAGGUACAUUUGAUUUUCAUUAGCAUCAUUCUACCUACUUGAGGGGAAAGAAAGAAAGGAGCUGGUGCAACUAUUAAUGUGUGUUUGGUUUACCCUGACACUUUUUUAGCUAGAGGAAGUUUUUAAGAACUUUUCUAAAACAUGAGUUAACAUCGCUAAAUUAUUAACAUAAUAAAAUGAUACCAAAGUCGUGUCUACAUACGGAGUAACCAUUAAGAAGGUCGAUUGUCUUAUAAAUUGUGCCCACCUCUGACCACAAUUAUUGUACUGUACAAACAAAUAGUUAUUGUUUGCUUGGAUUUUUUAAAAUUUGCUUAGUUUGUUUCACAGUCACAUGUGCUUUUUGUUGUUGUCAAUGCAAAUAUGACGGCUUCAGCUGUCACAUAUUUAUGAUGUAUAUUUAGGUCUAUAGGCUGUUGUAUGAUAUGACAAAUACUGCCAAUUUGUUGGUGCUACCAUUUUGCUGGGUCACUAUGACUGGAGUGUCAAUUGUAAUGUCUACUGCCACCCACUGAUUAACAGCAGGGAAGAGGUGGUUGGCUGUCCAACAUUAGACAGCUACUGAUUUAAGUACCAUCAUUGGAUUAUUUUAUCUACAGUUAUAUUAACAAAGUAGACAUCACUGACCUUGGGACAAACUUUGGUCUCCUUGUCAUUGAAGUCUAGUCAAAAUAAAAUAACAUCAAAAGCAGGGCCGCCCUCAAAAUGAGGCCCUUAGCCAGGGGUGUCCAAACUUUUUUCACUGAGGGCCACAUACAGAAAUAUAUAAGGAUGUUGGGGCCACUUUAAUUUUGACAUUGAUUUAGUCAGAAGCAGAAUAAAGGAGAAGCUGGGCUGGAGGAGGGUUGCAUUAGAGGUUUGCAGAGAGAGCAGCAGAGCGUGGCCAGGUAAGAGCAGUUUAGAUAAGGCAGCAUGAGAGCAACUGGCCAAUCCUUAGAGAAAACCAGCUGACUGUCAGCUGAUGAAGGUUUGCAUUACAUUAACUUGACUCUGUGGCCUGCCUGAACUAAUGCUAAAUGCUCAAUUUAAUGGCUGACUAGGCAAAUACACAAUCAGUUCCAGGUUUUUGGGGAUACCAAUCAGAUUUCAGGGGGUGCUGUUUGGACCAAGAUGCCACUGGCUCAACCCCUGAAAUAUUAUUGGUACUGAUAUCACAAAAAAAUACAAAAAAAUUUCAAUACAUUUUUCCUGCUGAGAUGUGUGUUUACGAAAUUAGCAUGGUAGCGGUGCAUAGUGCUGCAACUAUGAAGUACAAUACAGGCAAGCACAAGCGACAUGUUCAAAUGUCGGCCAUAAUUCAGUUUAUACCUAGAAUUUGCUGCGGGCCAAUCAAAAUUGGACUGUGGACUGCAUUUGGCCCUCCGGGCCAUAGUUUGGACACCCCUGCCAUAAGCAGACUCUGGUAUAAAGCCCCCCUUCACUGCAUGGGACCAAUAAAACAUAAAAACAAUUUAUAAUUUAGCCUGAGAUAGUGUUUGUAUUCUGUCUGAUGUGCAGAGAGAAUAAGUAACAAAGGAAACUUAACUGUAAGAUUUGUCUUGUACUUAAAACGCUGUACAGUAAUGCAUGCUCAUCAUCUUGAUCUUCACUUUUGUAACAAUGUAGAGGAA
This is a messenger RNA of Cheilinus undulatus (humphead wrasse), 7208 nucleotides long. Its product is annotated as scavenger receptor cysteine-rich type 1 protein M130. Bases 66 to 3941 code for a protein of 1291 amino acids. The transcript is spliced from 19 exons. Gene Ontology annotation, cellular component: membrane. Lineage: Eukaryota; Metazoa; Chordata; Actinopteri; Labriformes; Labridae. The record is from RefSeq and is a predicted model, not a curated record.